AUGGACACCUGCGCCAUCGAUGCAGCCUGCGAUCCCCAGGUCGACUUCAUGCAACGAUCUGUGGUGCAGCUGACCCAGUUCCAGCAGAAUAAUUUCUGCACAGGCACCCUGAUGAAGGGACCCGGGGACAAGAUCUACAUCCUGUCGGCCCGCCACUGCCUCUCCAUGCGCGGCCUGCGAUUCGUAUACCCAUGGAGCAGCUACAGCGUCAUCUUCGACUACGCGCUGCCCUGCAAUGCCUCCAGGGUCAGCGACAUCCCAUCCACCUUCGGCCGGUACCUGACGGGCCUGGCCAUCGUGUUUGAGGACGAGCUUAGCGACAUCGCGGUGUUUGAGCUCCUCCAGGACAUCCCCCCGGAGUGGGGCCCCAUCCUGGCAGGCUGGGAUGCCACGGAGCUGGACGGCAACUUCACCUUCACGGCCGUGUCAAACCCGCAGGGGGACACCCAGAAGGUCACCACCGGCAUCGUGUCCGUCCCUUUCUACAGGGUGGUGGUGAACGACGACCACUCCGUGUCCCUGGUGACCAACGUGAGCUGUGAAACGCACACCUGCGGCUUCUACCUCUCCGCCCUGACCUCCGGCGCGCUCACCGUGGGCAGCAGCGGGUGCGGGCUGUACCACGACGGCCUGGGCAAGAUCGUGGGCACCCUGUCCAGCGGCCUCGGCAGCUGCGCCCUGCCUUCCGACCCCUGGGGGGAGGACGCGCCCAGGAAGUUCUUCGGCGCCCUGGCGGCGGCCUGGGAGCACGGCUUCCACCGCCUCUUCGACCUCCCCCGGGAUGGCGAGAGGUCUGCGGAGUACGAGGAGUACACCCGGGCCCUGCCCACCAUCACUGUGGGCAACAUCGUGCCAGAGGUUAACCCUCGCCUGGGCGCGACACACAUGACCAUCGCGUUACAGCAGAGGCCAGAGCGCAACACAACGAUCACCAUCAGCCCGGCUGAGCCUUGGCUCGUGACCGUGAGCCCCCGUUCCAUCAGUUUCACUACCGACAACUGGAGCGCGACCCAGCAGAUUGCCAUCACCGCACGUCCCGACCGACCCGAGACGAGUGCAACGCUCCAGUUCCAACUCAACCUGACCUGGCCGGUUGUGGACGAGGCCGGGAGGUGGUCUGAGCGUAUCAAGUCGAUAUCCGGUGUCGUGUGGGCCGAGCGCAAGGGUACCAGCUUCUUCAAUCCCCAGGAGGUUCAGGCCCCCUUCCGUCAUGUGGCCGAUCUGGAGAGGUUCAACCCUCAAGUCCCCCUGAUCGCUCAACACAUUGGCCCCUUUGUCCCUGCCCAAUACUUUUCCUACAAGGCAGGGGAGUCUGAGGGCAUCGUCAUUGAGACAUGCCCCCAUACGAGGGACCCAAACGCCCACAACAUGACCGCGACCAUUUUCGGCAGCCUAUGGACUACCAACAAGGCCAUACCACAACGUACCAAGGCUGUCAGCAUUCCUCGAACGGGAUGCACCCAGGUGCUGGCAGGGCUGCCCGGCGGACAGAGUGAGCUGGGUGUGCCUGUCCUGGACCAGCUGGAGAAGGAGGGCGAUGUGUCCAUGAUCACCAGUCUGCCCGCCAGGGAAAUUGUCGAGGCCAGUACGACCCCAACCACCUACUUUUUCCGUCCUGAGGCGGACCUCACGCUGAACAUCACCACCUGCUCGGAGGAAACAACGGUAGGGAGUGGGCUGGAGGUCCUAGACGAUCACCUCAGGAUUAUCCGGUGA
Molecule: messenger RNA, 1716 nt
Organism: Auxenochlorella protothecoides
Lineage: Eukaryota; Viridiplantae; Chlorophyta; Trebouxiophyceae; Chlorellales; Chlorellaceae
Exons: 14
Coding region: 1-1716 (571 amino acids)
Source: RefSeq, a predicted model, not a curated record